GGCCUGUGGUUAGGGCCACAGGGAUAUGACAUGUCAUUAGUCAGUUGUUAGUUAACAACCAUUGAAUUAAUAUAUAUUCAUAUACUGUAUCCAUUCUGAAACCUUAUAAAAUAGGGAUUAUCGAUAAAACUUUUUUUUUUACAAGGAUUCAGAAUAUUCAGAUUCAGAAUUUAUGAAUAGUGUUGUCACUGUUGUGAUGGUUAACUGAUAACGUGUUACUUGAAAUCCCUGUGGUUGUACGACACAUGUAUGUGGGUAUAAAGUGUAGCUGGGAGUGGGACCUACCUAUAUAACCUGUAAAAUAAACUGUCAUUCGAAGGCUUCAGAAACUUCAUAUAAAUUUGACAUUAUAUAAAUAAGUGAUCAUGAUUGACAUUUUUUUAAAUUCAGAUAGGCCUAGCUGUUAAAAUGAGUGGAAUAAGAAAACAAAAUGCCAAUAAAAGUGUUGCAGAACAAAAUGAUGAGUGGCUUACAACCAGGAAUAAAAGAAAGGCACCGCCAAGUCAAAGACCCCUGAAAAAACACAAGGCUUACUCAGGUCCGCUGAGGGAGUCUACAAAGGAAAACCAACUGUUUUUAUUGACCCAGAACUCGCCACCUCCUCCCCAGCUCAAGACAUGCACCAAGCAGAGUGAUAUAAAGUCAUUUUUCAAGUCACCAAAUCUAACGGAUCACCCUGAUAAGGAAAAAUUUCCAGUGCGAUCACUUUUUGAAGAUGAGAUAUCCAAUCAUGUAAUCUGUUCUUCUGAUGACUCGGACGAUGAAAAUGUCAAAGAAAACUUGAACAUCUGUGGGAAGGGCAGGUCUAGGUUACUCAGGAGUCCUACAGAUAAGGGAGAUAAUUCUGCAAGUAAACAAAUCCAAGACAGGAAAGGUGAAGAUAGUAAACUUCAGCAAGUGCUGUGUGUCGAAAAUGAAAGUACGGAUGAUUUCCUUCACAAGGGGGAAGAUGUGAUUAAUUCACCAACCAAGAGAACCGAUUGUGGAAUACUAACAGAACAGUAUGUUAAAUUUCAAAGUAAGAUGCAGAGAAGAGUUUUAAUACAGACAGAUCCUUACAGAGAUAAAUCUGUUCCAUCCACAAAUAUGAAUAGUGUUCAGAUGCCUUCCAUGCAUAACGAGAAUGACAGGUUUUAUAAAGGCAGGUGUGAAACAGACCCGGAACAGGAAUGUUUAAAACAGGAAAAGAAACUUUGUGAGGAAGACAGUGAGGCCAGUGAAACAGAAAUUAGUUUCAGAAAUUGUCAAAUAUUGGCAGCAAAUAGAAACUCAAAAGAAAAACUAUUAACAUGUGACAGAUCUACAUGUAAAGUUUGCUGUGAUUACCAAACAGAAAGUUUGACAUUUACUUGUGAAAAUCAACAUUCUACAGACACUGACCCAUCAAACCACUCUCGUCUCAUCAACUCGGAGGAAGCUGACCAAGAACUUGAGAAUUUUUCUUUGUCCUUGAAUACACAAUAUACUUGAAA
Messenger RNA from Pecten maximus, 1472 nucleotides. RefSeq lists its product as uncharacterized. Lineage: Eukaryota; Metazoa; Mollusca; Bivalvia; Pectinida; Pectinidae. Bases 409 to 1470 code for a protein of 353 amino acids. The transcript has 3 exons. The record is from RefSeq and is a predicted model, not a curated record.